This is a messenger RNA of Achroia grisella, 2294 nucleotides long. RefSeq lists its product as uncharacterized. Gene Ontology annotation, molecular function: monocarboxylic acid transmembrane transporter activity. NCBI's taxonomy places the organism in Eukaryota, Metazoa, Arthropoda, Insecta, Lepidoptera, Pyralidae. The coding region runs from base 384 to 2273 and encodes 629 amino acids. The transcript has 5 exons. The record is from RefSeq and is a predicted model, not a curated record. Gene Ontology annotation, biological process: monocarboxylic acid transport.
UUAACCGACGUCCUUCCAAUUAGUAUUUUUCAUACUACUGAAAUGCUAUAAUUUGAAUUAGCUAUAUUGAGUUAUUUAGUCAUGAAGAUAAGAUAAAGCGAAGUAACUAGGUAUGUGCUGGGCCUUCUGAUAACACGUUCGACGUAAUUGACUCCUGUCAAUACUUGAGGACGACAUGCUCUCUUAUGCGGUUAUACCUAAGUGUUCAUAUAGUUCAGAAUAUAUAGGCAUAUGUUGCUGAUACUGUUUGCAAAGUGUUGUGAAAAUGACCGUAUUGUAACAGUGUUUGUAUAAGUGCAGUUAAAUAUAGUGCAUUUCUAAUUAAGGAUAUUCCAUGAUGACAAUUAUACAUAGAGGAAAAUGCGGGCAGAAAUAUUAUUAAAAUGGAUAUUAAAAGACGAAUAGAGGUUUCGACGUGGAAUUUGCCGCUUUUGGUUUCCGUUGUCUUCUUGAAUGUUUGUCUACCGAGUCUUGUAUACACGUAUGGGGUGCUACUGGUAAACUCAGCAAAUUUCGGGGUUCCAAUAUGGAUGGGACUUUCAACACCCACUAUCUCAUUAUUAACAUAUAGCUUAACACAAUGUUGGUGCAGAGAUGCCGCAGACUCUUGGGGUGGUACAGUGGGGUACCGUAUCAUGGCAUCCAUAGGGUUGAUGUUGGUAGUACUUAGCUUAUUAAUAUGUGCCUUCAUACCGUACAACUUGCACCCCUACAUCUACGGAAUAUGUGGUGGUUUUGGAUCAUCCUUGUUGUCAGCUCAAGUGGACGCAGUCAUUUUUGAUACAUACGAUAUUAACUUAGGAACAAUUCGAGGCCUAUGUUUCGCUGGACAGGCGAUUGGACUAUCAAUAUUUCCACAUAUAGUAACAUUUUUCAUAGACUGCUAUGGAUAUUCAUAUUCAUAUAUAGUGCUGGGUGGAAUAAUACUUCAAACAUUACCAGCUAUCAUGAUGUUGAAAAUUGAUGAAACCAUCAGAAAAAGACCUGCUUCGUAUAUUGACAAAACUUAUGCUAUUUUUAAUAACGAAGUAAUCGUAAAUGGUUAUACAAAUGAAUUGCAACUACAUGAUUUAGGAAAAAAAUGUUGGAAAAGUCCUUCUGACGAUAAUCUACACCGAGAAGCUACUAUAUCUGAUCUAAGCGCUGAUACUUCUGAAUAUGAUCAGGAUAAUAAUAGCACCAUAACACCACCUCCAAGUCCCGAGGAAAAGAGAAGAAAUAUAUUUGGUGUGGAAAUUCUUCCAGAAAUACCAGAAGAAAGUGAGGAUAGUGAUGAUAACGAGGGGAACGUAAAUGAUAAAAAUAAAAGCAAUUUAAAUAAAAAACGAUUUAGCAAUGUUAUAAAAAGACUGAGCACUAUAGGUGAUAGCUUUGAUGAAUAUAUAAUGAAACAAGCCAAAAGAGAUUCACAAGCUGAUAGAGAUAGUAUAAGUAGAGAGUAUACUGAAAUAGAAGUGACAUAUGACAAUAUAUCACCAGUAACAGAUAUACAAACAGAAAAAGUAUUUAAUUCCUUUAAUUUCCGAUGUCAGGCUGCGUAUACUAGUUUUCGUAGAAGAAUGCGAAUGCCGUCAUAUAGAAUAUAUAGGUUAAAACGUAGGUUAGCCUAUAUCACAUCUAGUAUAAAUGAUACUUUCUUUAAACCAUUGACAAGAUCUUUAUCAUGCUGGCGUUUUUAUCUAGCUCUUAUUCUAUGUUUUUACAAAUUGAGUUUAUCAGCAAUAGCCUUACUGCUCAUGCCAGUGGUUGCAUCUCAAGUAAACCCAAAAAUAUCUAUGACAGACAUAAACUUAUUAUUUUCUCUGCAUGGUUUCACAUGGAUAUGUUUUCUGUUAUGCACGCCUUGGCUAACACAAACGCCAAAAAGAAAUUUCAAAUAUGUUACAGUAAUUGGAUUAAUUAUAUCAACCGGAGGAUGCUUUUUACUAGCAGCAGCGGACAACCACGAUUUAUUGUCAAUAGCAUGCGUCAUCGGUGGUUUUGGAUAUGGCGCCAUUACUUCAUGUUGGGAAACUACUGUUCAAGACUUCGUAGGGUUGCGGAAAUGGCCGAAAAUUCAUAGUACGAUGGAAACCCUUUCUGGCAUCCUUCUUUUUGUAUUUUGUCUAUGCAUAUUGUUUUUAGUAGAUCAAGAAAAUGGACCAAAGAGUGCCUUAUUAAUUUUAAGUGUAGUUUUGGCUGGAAUUACUGUCAUUUGGACAAUAUUAGCUGCGGUGUCUCUGUAUAUGACAAAAGUUCGAUCUCUAUGGCCCGGAACCCGGUGUAUGUUUUAAUAGCCUUAUUUAAAUAAACUG